Messenger RNA from Prionailurus viverrinus (fishing cat), 526 nucleotides. RefSeq names its product relaxin 3 (gene RLN3). NCBI's taxonomy places the organism in Eukaryota, Metazoa, Chordata, Mammalia, Carnivora, Felidae. The transcript is spliced from 2 exons. Gene Ontology annotation, molecular function: hormone activity. Bases 1 to 420 code for a protein of 139 amino acids. The record is from RefSeq and is a predicted model, not a curated record. Gene Ontology annotation, cellular component: extracellular region.
AUGGCCAAGCGCUCGCUGCUGCUGCUGCUGGCCGUGUGGGUGCUGGCUGGGGAGCUGUGGCUGAGCACCGAGGCCCGGGCAUCACCCUACGGAGUGAAGCUUUGCGGCCGGGAAUUCAUCCGGGCCGUCAUCUUCACCUGCGGGGGCUCCCGAUGGAGGCGGUCAGACAUCCUGGCCCAUGAAGCUACGGGUGACACCUUCCCAGACACAGACUCUGACACAGACAGCGAGCUGGACGGGGCAGUAGCCUCCAGCGAGUGGCUGGCCCUGACCAAGUACCCCCGGGCUUUGUAUGUAGACCGACCUGGCUGGCAGGGAACUCCAGGGGCUCCGCGCGCUGUCCGUGAUGUCCUGGAUGGCCUCUCCAGCAACUGCUGCAAGUGGGGGUGCAGUAAGAGUGAAAUCAGCAGUCUCUGCUAGACCAGCGACCGGGUGGCCAGGGGCCCAGGGGCCAGCUGGGCACCUGACUCUGGCCCCUCAUGCGUUCAUUCAUCCGCAAGUCAGGGGUCAGGCACUGUGCACUUGG